Molecule: messenger RNA, 1091 nt
Organism: Diceros bicornis minor
Lineage: Eukaryota; Metazoa; Chordata; Mammalia; Perissodactyla; Rhinocerotidae
Gene: USE1
Product: unconventional SNARE in the ER 1
Exons: 8
Coding region: 294-1076 (260 amino acids)
Biological process (GO): retrograde vesicle-mediated transport, Golgi to endoplasmic reticulum
Cellular component (GO): endoplasmic reticulum; SNARE complex
Molecular function (GO): SNAP receptor activity
Source: RefSeq, a predicted model, not a curated record
GGAAAGGAAUGAGCAAAGGACACGUUGUACGUGGGCCUGAAACCGCAGGACCUGGUCCUUUCAACCAUUCCUGAGGGUUAAGAUGCUCUGGAGGAAAAGCAGGCGAUUCAGCCCUGAGUAACUAUGGACGAGGAUGGCGCCUCUCCUUGAAAUAAAAUAUUAUUGCCACCCCAAAGAAAGAUGGAACGGCGAGCGAGCUGAGCUCAUCCAACCGGAAGGAAGCCAAAUGAAGGCACUUCCGCCAUCUCUUAAGAUGGCGCCGGCGGAAGGGGCGAGGUAGCACCGUGGGGGUGAUGGCAGCGUCGAGGCUGGAGCUCAACUUGGUGCGGCUGCUGUGCCGCUGCGAGGCGAUGGCAGCGGAGAAGAGGGACCCGGACGAGUGGCGUCUGGAGAAGUACGUGGGAGCCCUCGAGGACAUGCUGCAGGCCUUGAAAGCCCAGGCGAGCAAACCGGUCUCCGAGGUGAUCAAUGAGUAUGCCCGCAAGGUGGAUUUUCUGAAGGGGAUGCUGCAGGCAGAGAAGCUGACCUCCUCCUCCGACAAGGCACUAGCCAACCAGUUCCUGGCUCCUGGCCGCGUGCCCACCACAGCCCGGGAGCGGAUACCUGCCACGAAGACAGUGCAUCUGCAGUCACGGGCCCGGUACACCAGCGAGAUGCGGGAUGAGCUGCUGGGUGCGGACUCUUCUGGAGAGCCCGAGCUGGACGUGCGGAAGAGAAGUGGGGUGGCAGGGCCCAGGCCAGGAAAUGAAAAGCAGUCGGCGGCCGAGUUAGACCUCAUCCUGCAGCGACACCAGGACCUCCAGGAGAAGCUGGCAGAGGAGAUGCUAGGCCUGGCCCGGAGCCUCAAGACCAACACACUGGCCGCCCAGAGUGUCAUCAAGAAGGACAACCAGACCCUGUCGCACUCACUCAAGAUGGCUGACCAGAACCUGGAGAAGCUGAAGACAGAAUCAGAGCGGCUGGAGCAGCACACACAGAAGUCGGUCAACUGGCUGCUCUGGGCCAUGCUUAUUAUAGUCUGCUUCAUCUUCAUCAGCAUGAUCCUCUUCAUCCGGAUCAUGCCCAAACUCAAAUAAAGACCUGGCCCAGCC